CGAAAUGUCUGGCAAUGUUGCUUUGGGGCUACCCCGCAAGUCUGGCAACCUCCAUCGACUCCGACUAUUGAUUGAAACAAAAUUUACGCAAAUACAACAAUUUUUUUGUUCCAAUGCAAAGUAAACCAUAAAAAUCCAUUGUGAAAAUUUGAGGGGUGGUGGGAGCCAAAACGGAUACUCAAUAGGCAGUCGUAGUAAAGAGAGUGGACUAAAGAGAGAGAGAGAGAGUACGAGCCAGCGCACUAACGGCACCCACACAGCCACAACCUCCCUCUUGUGCGGGGGAGUCGUAAUACACACGCAAGGAUAAGAGAAGAGAAGAGCAGAAGCAGGAGGAGCUAGAGGAGCAGGAGGCACAGAAGCUUUCGGAAAACUAGGAUAAAAAUGAAUCCAACGGUGGAUGCGUGGGCGGUGACCCAACGGGAGCGAUUGAAGUACCAGGAGCAGUUCAAGGCACUCCAACCGCAGGCCGGAUUUGUGACCGGUGCCCAGGCCAAGGGAUUCUUCCUCCAGUCCCAAUUACCGCCACUAAUCCUCGGCCAGAUAUGGGCCCUGGCGGAUACCGAUUCCGAUGGCAAGAUGAACAUCAACGAGUUCAGCAUAGCCUGCAAGCUGAUCAACCUGAAGCUGCGCGGCAUGGAGGUGCCCAAGGUGUUGCCGCCUAGCCUGCUGGCCUCCCUAACCGCCGAUGCCGGCCAGAAAACGCCAUCAAUGACGCCACGUGGCUCCACCAGCUCCAUGAGCCCCCUCGAUCCGCUCAAGAGCAUUGUACCACCGCAGUCCGCUGUCCCAGUGGUCCAACCAGCUCCCGUAGUACCCGUUCCAGCGGCUGUCAUCUCACCACCUGGCGGCGCCAUCGAUAUCACCAAAAUUCCGGCCGGACCCACGCCACCAUCCAGCAAUCCACCAAGUCGCCAUAUGUCCAUUUCGGAGCGAGCGCCAUCCAUCGAUUCACUGCAAGGCGAAUGGGCCGUUCAGGCCGCCCAGAAGCGCAAAUAUACUCAGGUCUUCAACGCCAACGAUCGCACCAGGUCGGGCUUCCUGACCGGAGCCCAGGCCCGCAGCGUCUUGGUCCAGAGCAAGCUGCCACAGGUGACGCUGGCCCAGAUCUGGACGCUCUCCGACAUCGAUGGCGACGGCCGGCUAAGCUGCGACGAGUUCAUCCUGGCCAUGUUCCUCUGCGAGAAGGCCAUGGGCGGGGAGAAGAUUCCAGUCACCCUGCCACCGGACUGGGUGCCGCCCAACUUGCGGAAAAUCAAGUCGCGGCCGGGCUCAGUUUCCGGAGCUGGGGUGGUGUCACGUCCGGGAUCGCAGCCAGCCUCUCGGCACGCCUCCGUGUCGUCGCAGAGUGGAGUCGGAGCUGUAGAUGCUGAUCCGUUAGCCGGUUUGCCACAAACUUCCUUUGAGGAUAAGCGAAAGGAGAACUAUGUGAAGGGGCAGGCGGAGCUGGAUCGCAGGCGCAAGAUCAUGGAGGACCAACAGCGCAAGGAGCGGGAGGAGCGCGAGCGCAAAGAACGCGAGGAGACGGAAAAGCGCGAGAAGGCACGACUGGAGGCCGAGCGCAAGCAGCAGGAGGAACUGGAGCGCCAGCUGCAGAGGCAGCGGGAAAUCGAAAUGGAGAAGGAGGAGCAGCGCAAGAGGGAAUUGGAAGCCAAGGAGGCGGCCAGAAAGGAAUUGGAAAAGCAGCGCCAACAAGAGUGGGAGCAGGCCAGGAUUGCUGAAAUGAACGCACAGAAGGAACGGGAACAGGAGCGUGUACUGAAGCAGAAGGCCCACAACACCCAACUGAACGUAGAGCUGAGCACCCUUAACGAAAAGAUCAAGGACUUGUCACAAAAAAUAUGCGAUACUCGAGCUGGUGUCACCAAUGUGAAGACCGUGAUCGAUGGAAUGCGCACCCAGCGUGACACCUCCAUGAGCGAGAUGGCUCAGCUGAAGGCGCGCAUCAAAGAGCAGAAUGCCAAGCUGCUGCAGCUAACCCAGGAGCGGGCCAAGUGGGAGGCCAAGAGCAAGGCCAGUGGUGCCGCUUUAAGUGGAGAGAAUGCCCAGGAGGAGCAACUGAAUGCAGCCUUUGCCCACAAACAGCUCCUGAUCAAGCAGAUCCAAGACAAAGUGGAAAACAUUAAGAAGGAGAUCGAGUCCAAGAAGGAGGACCUCACCUCGAACGAUGAUCAGAUGGCGGAGGUGAAGAACGAGCUCUCCACGCUGCUGACCAAGUGCGAGGAACUCUACAAGGAGUACGAUGUGGAGCGCACUUCAGUCCUGGAACUGAAGUACAAUCGCAAGAACGAAACUAGCAUGAGCUCGGCCUGGGACACGGGCAGUUCUAGUGCUUGGGGCGAUACUGGCACCACCACAGCGGCCGAUCCAUAUGCGGGACUGAGCAAUGACAUUGCCGCCGAAGCACCUGCCGCUGAUCUCAGUGGUCCGGCGCCCGAAGGGUUCGCCAAAUAUCGCGCCGUAUACGAGUUCAAUGCCCGUAACGCCGAGGAGAUCACUUUCGUGCCGGGUGACAUUAUUCUGGUGCCAUUGGAGCAGAAUGCCGAGCCGGGAUGGUUGGCCGGUGAGAUCAAUGGCCAUACUGGCUGGUUCCCCGAGUCCUAUGUCGAGAAAAUCGAAGAUGGCGAAGCUCCUCCCGUCACAUCCAUCGAACCAGAGGCCGUGGCCGAGGUUGCCGCUGUGGCGGACACUUUUAACGACAAUAUUAACGCGGCUCCGGCUGACUCUAGCGCCGCCGGUGACGUUGAAUACUAUAUAGCCGCAUAUCCUUAUGAGUCCGCCGAGGAGGGCGACCUGAGCUUCGGUGCCGGCGAGAUGGUCAUGGUCAUCAAGAAGGAGGGCGAGUGGUGGACGGGCACCAUCGGCACUCGCACCGGCAUGUUCCCCUCGAACUAUGUCCAGAAGGCGGAUGUCGGCUCUUCCAACUCAGCGGCUCCGGCGGCAACGACUGAUGCUUUGGAGCAGGAGGCGACGCUGAACGGCAACGCUGCCUACGCGGCUGUUCCCGUGGAGGAACCGCAGUUCCAGGAGCAGCAGUUCCAGGAUCCGCAGCCGCUGCCCGUCCAGCAACAGCUGAGCGAACAGACACCGGCGGAGGAACCGCACGAAGACCUCGACACUGAAGUAUCCCAAAUAAAUACACAGUCCAAGACACAAAGCAGCGAGCCGGCCGAGAGCUACAGCCGACCCAUGUCACGCACCUCUUCCAUGACACCCGGUAUGCGGGCUAAGCGAUCGGAGAUCGCCCAAGUUAUUGCUCCCUACGAGGCCACCAGUACCGAGCAGCUGUCCUUAACGCGCGGCCAGCUUAUCAUGAUCCGCAAGAAGACGGACUCCGGCUGGUGGGAGGGUGAGCUGCAGGCCAAGGGCCGACGGCGUCAGAUCGGCUGGUUCCCGGCCACUUAUGUGAAGGUUCUUCAGGGCGGCAGGAACAGCGGACGUAAUACCCCAGUAUCAGGAAGUCGCAUCGAGAUGACUGAGCAGAUCCUAGACAAGGUCAUUGCUCUGUAUCCGUACAAAGCACAAAACGACGACGAGCUCUCUUUCGAAAAGGACGACAUCAUCAGCGUGCUGGGCCGGGAUGAGCCGGAGUGGUGGCGCGGUGAGCUGAACGGCCUCUCCGGCCUGUUCCCCAGCAACUAUGUGGGUCCCUUUGUGACGUCCGGCAACGUAUAACGAGCCAUCGGCUUUGGCCUCUAAGCGGCACACCAAGGCACUCCACUCGCUUACACACAAAUCCACACGAUCCUUUUAGGAUGAGAUAUAUCUUAAGAUCAGCAGCAACAGCAUCAUCAUUAUCAGGUCAUCCAUCAGUUAGACGGAUAGUAGGAUACUACUUCUAUCGAUCGUACUACGAGUCUGCCAUACGAGUCUAGGAAGGAGGCAAUUUUCUUCAAAGUAUUUAAUGAAUUUAUCCAGACUUAAUUGCAUCUCUGGAGUUCGGGGUUCGGAGUUCGCAGUUCGGAGUUCGCGUAGAUAAUCCAUAGAAUCAAAACAUUGUUCAACUCAUGUUCUCGUAACCAAUCAAACGAAAGCUACAACCGAAAUCUAGUAAGACACACAUUUUAAUGGAUUUAUAUAGUAAUCUGCAUAUGAAAAUCACAACAUAAAUAAGUAUAUCAAAUUGCUAUUUCGUUGUAUUAGAUGUGUUUAUCGAUCAAAAGCUAAAGAAACAUAACAAAAAAUAUUCAACAGGUUAUUUCCCCCAAAAAAAAAAGAAAAAAAAAUGCUACUACACAUACGCAUAUAAAUAGUAUAUCUAUACCGAUGGUUUUCUGUGUUUUCCAAUAAUAUCCGAAUUAUAAUUGUAUAUAUAUUUGUCGUAAUACGAGAGCAGAGCGCUGACAGGAUGGGAUGGAAUUAUUGUUAACUAAAUAUUAAGCAUGAUGACCAUUCUCAAAUAUCUAAAAAUGAAAAAAAAUUUAAAAUUAUUAAAGAUAUAUGAAGAUAAUGGGAUACACAUACGGGCAACAGUAUUGAUAAUAUUAUUAAAGAUAAAUAUGUAUGUCUUUUUUUGUAUCGGGAUUAAUUAUUUGGUGUAUCUAUCUAAUUUAAGUGCUUAUCUCAACUGCCAUAAUUGUAUUUAUUUAAUUGUAUUGUCUAUUGUCUUUGAAUGUUACAAAUUGUGUUGCGCUAGUUUAAAAAGUAUCUGUAUCUGAGAAUCUGAAUCUGGGAUGUGAGAUGUGUAAAUUGAGUAUGUACAAAGGCCCACUUAGAGAUGAAGAACCAACCAUUCAACUCGAUCGGAAUGCGACGACACACACACAAAUAUAUAGGGAUAUACGUUAUGCUGUUUGAAAUCUGUUUGAAGCUAGUUACAAUUAGUCUAUUUAACUCACACCCACUAUAUCCACGCUAUCUCGUGCAUACACACAUAUGACGAUACACUCUCGAAUGCCUUUCAAAAUGAUAACCAAGAAGAAAUGAUCACCUUACAUGGAUUUAACUUUAAUCGUAACUUGUUAUUGCAUACCACAACUAUAUAUGCGCCUAUAGCUCUAUUUAAAAUUAAAAUUUAAAAAACCAAAAAGCAAAAAAAAUAAUAAAACGUUAUAGAGAAGCUGCAAGGGUCGAUCGGUUGAUGGUUUAAUUCCAACUGAGCGACGGCUGUGCGGACUUCUAAUUCUAAAAGCAUUAAACAUAUUUAUGUAGCUAAUGUUGGGUUGAUUAUUAAUUCUACAUAAAUGUACUAAAAUAUAUUUAAAUGAACCACGAAACCAAGCAUAUACAUACAUACUAUAUAGCGAAAAGUACUAAGAUUUCUUUAGACGGAAAUGAAAAAUUUCAAAAAAAAUCUGAAAAUUGAAAAAAUCAGAUCCCCCCCCAUACAUAUACACCCUCUUGCAUACAUAUAAUGCUCAUAUAAGCGUAUUUGUUUAAUCGUUACAAAAGUUAAUUAAUGUAAAAGAAAGCUUAAGAAUAACUGGAGAGGAGACCCCCGUAAAAAAAAAAAAAUUAAAAAAAUCGAAAUGCAUUAGCA
Molecule: messenger RNA, 5479 nt
Organism: Drosophila ananassae
Lineage: Eukaryota; Metazoa; Arthropoda; Insecta; Diptera; Drosophilidae
Gene: Dap160
Product: intersectin-1
Exons: 12
Coding region: 385-3675 (1096 amino acids)
Biological process (GO): endosomal transport; clathrin-dependent synaptic vesicle endocytosis
Cellular component (GO): plasma membrane; presynaptic membrane; clathrin-coated pit
Molecular function (GO): molecular adaptor activity; protein binding; calcium ion binding
Source: RefSeq, a predicted model, not a curated record